Cuculus canorus (common cuckoo) is the source of this 1875-nucleotide messenger RNA. It is a transcript of the gene CCDC125, whose product is annotated as coiled-coil domain containing 125. The record is from RefSeq and is a predicted model, not a curated record. Lineage: Eukaryota; Metazoa; Chordata; Aves; Cuculiformes; Cuculidae. Gene Ontology annotation, cellular component: cytoplasm. Gene Ontology annotation, biological process: negative regulation of cell motility; negative regulation of Rho protein signal transduction.
ACCCGGAGCUGCCCCGCGAGAGGCACCGGAGCUGUGGGGCUGUGCUCCGCCUCUGCCACCGCCUCUGCCACCGGCUGCGGGGCCACUCUCUGCCUCCGCCACCGCCUCUGCCACCGCAGUGGGGGUCCGGCCACUGGCAGACCCCGCUGCAGCCGCAGGUUUGCCCGCUCCCAUGUUUCACCGUGCGACAGGAGCAAAGCUGUUGGCAGCCUGAACCCCUGUUGGAAGCAUCCGCGCACGGGCCGCUACAGGGUUUUCACUUUAAUAUUGUUUUGCUGCUUUGAUUGGGGAGCUUUUCUGUUUUUCUGUUGGGUUUGGUUUGUUUUUUGGUUUUUUUUUUUUUGCGAGAGGAGCUGCUUACGUUGCCAGCGCGUGAAGUGCCCUCGUAUAAAGGCGGAGAAGAUGGAGGAAGUAGAAGAGGAUGACAUGACGUGUGGAGACUUGGGAAACGGGCUUGGGAGAAGACCUGGAGCUGUUUAUGAAGGGGAAAAAUUACACGGCUAUUCAUUGAGAUCUAGGAAGGGAUCUGAUAACGUUUGCAGUUCUCUCUUGUCAGCAAAGAGAAUGGAAGAAAGUGAUGCCGCAGCUCUUCCUGGAUCAAAACGCAACAGCUUUUACAAUGGAUCAUCCAAAAGGCCUUUUAUGAAUUCCACGCCACAAAACAGCUGUGAAUCUAAUACUGAAGUGUCAAAUGAGGAACUAAAGCAACAACUUCAGGAGGCUCUAGAGGAAGUCGAAGUUUUGAAAGUUGAGCUUGAAGCAUCUCAAAGACAGCUCGAAGGAAAAGAUGAAGCCCUAAGAAUUCUGCAGAGCAUGGCCAUAUUUAACAAAGCCACCAGUCAUACAAAAGCAAUGCUUGAAAAAAGUGAGGAAGAAAAGAGAACUUUGGAAAAGGAAAUAAAUAUUUUACAAUGGGAAAUUGAAUUUGAUCAGGAUAGAUUUAAAAACAUAGAAGACACAUGGACAGAAAAAUAUGACAGGAUAUAUUGCGAAAAUGCAGCUCUUAAGGAAGCAUUGAAACUGAGAACAGAAGAAGUUAAAACUCUAAAAGCUGAAAAUGCAAUCCUGAAUCAGCAGAGCUUGGAAGUUCUUGCAAUGCUAGAUGUGAAACAGCGGAAGGUUCUUCAGGAGAACAUGUCACUGAAUAAAAGUGACAUUACAGAUUUUACAGGUCUUGAGCUGGCAAUUCUUGGAGCCUGCACCUGCAAUACUUCAGGGGAACCCUGUCCCUGUGCUAAAAUGGCAGCUGUAACUCGAAAGCAAUGCUGUCAACUCAAGCAGGAGAUUGAAAAUCUGAAGAAGAGUAAAGAUGAAGCUUAUAUAAUGGCAGAUGCCUUCAGAAUUGCAUUCGAGCAGCAGCUAAUGCAGAGGAAGGACCAAGCCCUGAGGCUUACAGAAGUGAUAAAGAUUAAGAAGGAAACAAAAUUUAUGAACUGGAGGCGUUUCAAAGACGAUGGGCGUGUCAAGGUUCAAGGGAACAAGAACAAUCUGGGACGAAAACUGUCAGGCCUGCUCUCAUCAGAUGGGGACUGCAGGAAAGUAGAAGAGCUAGACAGUCCUCAUGAAAUCCUGAAGCUGCUAAUAGAUUUGGUAAAUGACAAAGAGGAGGCUCUGGCUCAUCAGAGGAGUAGUUACAUGCUGGCUCGUGCAAUGGAGAGGGAAGAGGAUUACGCAGCCCAGGGGUCACCGCACCCUGCAGGCACCUGCUGCCAAAGUCUGUGCUCUCAGAACAGCGUGACUUCAGUUCCCAGUGCAGAAUAUCAGAUCUGGGAAAAACUGCUUCAGAGGUCACGCUCCUGGCCAUCAGAGACCGCACAUUGUGAAGAAAACAACCCAUGUACAAAAGCAGAGGGCAUGGUGACAAUCUCUGUAUAG